AUGGCCGACUCGGACUCUUCCCUGUCUUCUGCGCCUCCUACCGACGAUGAGAUGGAUAUUCAAGUCACACAGGCGACGGCCGCAAAGCCUGCGCCCCAGAAAAAGAGGAAGAAGAAUGGCACCAUCUUGACUUUCUUCAAGCAUCGUUCGCCCUCUCCGCCCCCGAGGAAACGGGAACCCUCUCCACCCCAUGAACCGGUGCCAGAGGACAAUCCAGACAUUGCUUUCAUUGUCAUGUUUCGUUCGCGCUUCAACGAAGCCUUCCCCCGAGGCUCCCCCCAUGUCGGCCCACAGGACAUUGAAUCAGGUGUUGCCGAACACACUCCAUCGGCCGAUGUCGAGGGUCUGCUGUGUUCCCUGCUUGGUCUUGUCCUCAAUCGCAAGAAACCUGUCGAGAAAGGUCACUAUGGUCGGGCUCUCGAAGAAGCCAUCCAAACCCAGAGGUCGCAAUGGCCCACCAAGUGGACCACCAAUCCCCUUAGCGGUGGUCGCAGCUUCAAUACCAUGACACCGGAAGAGCGGAUAACCCUCCUCCACUCGCUGUGUCUAUGGAGUCUUAACCAGAACGAGCAGGUCAAGAACAUGAUCAAUACGGCCUACAAGUCACGGACUACCAAAGACAGGCAAGACACAAACAUUCCCUUGUCGGUGCAGGCCUGGGGCCGUGACGGCGAUAAGCGGCGGUACUACCUAGUCGAGGGGCAAAACGAUACCCAUUUCCGUGUCUACCGCGAAACCGAUCCCAAGCUGAAAAAGGUCCAAUGGAUCAGCGUAGCUGGUUCUAUCGAACAAGUGCAGGCACUAGCGAAGAAACUAGACGAGGUCGACGGUCACAAAGAAGCAAAGGCACUAAGCGAGCGCAUGCUCAACGCUGUCCCACGGUUUGAGGCUUCAGAAGUCAAGCGAAAGCGACGUGAAUACACUCGCCAGCGCAAGGACGCCUUCACACGCCCAGAACCUGGCUUCUCUUUGUACGAAGGCCGCACCCGUGGCAAGCGCCAGCGAUAUACAUUCGACGACGAGGAUGAAUUUGACUCAGACAACCUCUCUGUGCGUAGAUCUGGACGGCAUUCGGGUCGCGACACUCCUGCUGCACCCUCUGGCCCCACUGUUACUGCGAGUGGUCGCCAGGUACGGUCUCGCGCAACCGGCCUGUAUGGAGAAAAGCUCCACAGUGGACAAGUUACCGAUCACCCAUCGCCGGCGACUGGUGACUAUGUGCGAUCGGACGUGUCAGAGGAGCCGCAGUCAGGCCAUGGUCGGGCUGCACGGGCUGCGAAUAGAGGUGCGAUCAACGAGCGUACAUUGAAGCGGGCGAUGGAUUCAGAAGACGACGAAGAUGCAACGUCGUGGGAUGGUGGAGACGAUGACGAGGAAGAGCCUGAUCAGAUGGAUCUUGAUGACGAUGAAGACGAUGCCGGUGCUGAUGACUCUGAGGAAGAAGAUGACGAGCCAAGCUUGAUGGUCACCCUCCGUUACCGUAAGCCAGGCUCUGACGCCCAAGACAACGACGCAACCAUGAGCAACGGUGCAGGUCCAGAUGCCGCACCAGUUUCCAAAGCACAGCCGCCACAACCACUACAGAAGGAGACUACACCCCGCCUCGAACCAUCAGCGUCAGCAGUGCAACCAGAAGCACUCUCAGCAGCUAACGGUCUCUCCACUCCACAGCAGUCCGACACAGCACCCGCCAUCUCCAAGUCACAGGAACUCUCCGCCGCCAACCCAGACGCCACAUCCAAACUACACAACAGCAGCUUCUUCUCAGCGCCAACCCCGCCAUAUAGCGCACCCGAAGAAGCUUCAAAGCCACAACUUCCAGCAGACCAAACACCCAUGAACGUCGAGGUUCCAGCAACGCAAUAG
Molecule: messenger RNA, 1866 nt
Organism: Bipolaris oryzae ATCC 44560
Lineage: Eukaryota; Fungi; Ascomycota; Dothideomycetes; Pleosporales; Pleosporaceae
Exons: 5
Coding region: 1-1866 (621 amino acids)
Source: RefSeq, a predicted model, not a curated record